CGCGAAACGUGGCGUUGGUAGCAAGCAGCAGAGCAGGUGGCACUGUGUUUCGUGUCUAAGGCAGAGCAGGCGUGCGUGUAUACAGCAGAAUCAUCGUCAAUGGAACGCGCUACCGAGGCCGAGGAGACGGCGGGCUGGGACCUGGGCCCCCUGCUGGACGCCGGGGAGUGCGCCGUCGUGACCCUGGCGGCGGGGGAGGCGCGGGUGGCGGCGCACAGGGCCGUUCUGGCAGCGAGGAGUCCAGUGUUCGCCGCCCUGGUCCACCAGGACACGCUGGAGGUCAGCGGCGGCCACAUCGACCUCACAGACGUCGAGGGCCCGGUGCUGCGCCAGCUAGUCUCGUACUGCUACACCCUUCGGGCUCCACAGCGGCCGAGCGUGGCCCCACAACUUCUGGCAGCUGCAAAGAAAUACGGCGUCUCUGGGUUGAAAGUGGAGUGUGAGCGAACUCUAGAAUCAUCCUCAAUGGGACGCGUUCCGGAGGCCGAGGAGAUGGCGGGCUUGGAGCUGGGCCCCCUGCUGGACGCCGGGGAGUGCGCCAUGGUGACCCUGGCGGCGGGGGAGGCGCGGUUGGCGGCGCACAGGGCCGUCCUGGCAGCGAGGAGUCCAGUGUUUGCCGCCAUGGUCCACCAGGACACGCUGGAGGUCAGCGGCGGCCACAUCACCCUCACAGACGUCGAGGGCCCGGCGCUGCGCCAGCUGGUCUCGUACUGCUACACCCUUCGGGCUCCACAGCGGCCGAGCGUGGUCCCACAACUUCUGGCAGCUGCAGACAAAUACGACAUUUCGGGGUUGAAGGCAGUGUGCGAGCAGCAGCUAGGCGCUCAGCUAUCAGUGGAGACCGCAGCGGCUACAGCUGUGCUCGCCGUGAGACACUCCUGUCCUAGCCUCACAGCGGCCGCCCUCGCCUUCAUAAAGGCCAACCACAAAGUGCUGGCCACACAGGGUUGGUCCGAUGCAGUGCUCCACCAGCCCGAUGACGCAGUCGAAGUGAGUCGGCUGCUCGGUGAGAUGGCACAAUUCAGGAACUUGUCUGCAGAAGAGAAAGCCAAAAGGUUGAUUCGAGCAGCUCAGGAGGGUACAGUGGAGGAGCUGCAGGAACUGCUGGCUGUGGGGGCGGAUGUGGAGGCGAGGGACAAGAAUGUGUUGAGGCACACUGCUCUGCACUAUGCAGCUGCCAAAGGACAUGUGGAGGUGGUGAAGUGCCUGUUGGAGGGUGGAGCAGAGGUGGACUCCAGAGACACAUGGCAGGAGACACCUCUGCACAAGGCUGCAUACAAUGGCCAUACAGCUGUGGUGCAGUUGCUCGUGGCGUCCAGUGCUGACCCAAAUGCCAGCAAUUGUUGUGGGUGUAUGCCGCUGCACUUUGCAGCAGAUCGUGGCCACACAGAGACCACAGCUGCACUGCUAGAAGCGGGAGCCGACAGGCUGGCGAGCGAUAAGGAUGGGAACACUCCCAAAUACUUCGCUGAGCGUAAAAACCGCCAUCAACUUGUACAGAUGCUAACAUAAAGCUGCUAAUUAUAUAAACAUCUGUGGAUAAAACAAAGCUUUCUACAGGGUAUUGUUUCUUAAGUAAAGACAAAAAAUUACUCCUAUUGUUAUUCAUAUGUACCCAUCAUUACGCAGUACAUGUAACCUCGACACCUAAACAAUUGUAACAAUGGAAAUGCACAUAAUUUAAUAUAAUUAACUUUUCUUUUGAAAAAACAGACUGAAAAAAUCUUUAGAACACCAUUAGGAAACUGAACAAUAGAGAAAUACUACCGAUAAACACCAGUUCUCUGUUUCAAACGAGAGUUUAUACUGCAUAAAAAGUGUUUAAACAACAGAGAGGAGUUCAGCCAUGUGAUGUCUUCGACAACCACCAAUAUUUCAACAGGUAAUCACCCAAACAUUUUCAAGGCAUAAAUGGCGAAAUUUCAAGGGUUAUAAAAGGUGACAUCCAUCUGCAUUCCUGUAAGUUGUUUAAAUCAGUCAUCUACCUCAUUUGAUUUCUGUAAAGUAUUUGGCUAGAACCAUGUAUGUCAAACUAGUGUAAACUACACCAUACCCAGAUAACUGCUAUAUAUGGCGUGUGAUGAAAAUGCAUCUUCAAAUCUAUAUAUAAUGAAUAUAUAAUUUUGUUUAUAGUAUAAAUAUCCACAAGUAUAGACACUGUUUAUCAACAAAUUAUAUGACAUCUGACACACAAAGUUACCUACAUGUUUAGCUCAAGACAUAAUGUUAAACAAAGUAGAAAUUUGUUAUAAACAAGAACACUUAGUACAAUGGUGGUAUGCCAAGACAGCCCACCACACUUACAUGAAAAUAUUAGUCUCUGCAUAAAUAGUUUAUAACAUUAUUUUAUUAUUUACAUGUGGUGGUAUAAAAUUCUUGUAAUGUUGUUGAGUGUGAUUUGACUAAAUCAGUAAUGCAUAUACAUAAAGAAUGAAGUUGUGAACUUUACUAGCAUCCAGCAUUUGUGACUUGUAACAUAAAAAUGAUGUACAAAAGAUAAGGUUCCAGCUAUGUAUAAAAUUAAUCUGUAUAAUAAUGUGAUGAAAAUGCAUCAUAAAGAUGUAUCCUAUUUCUUUAAUAUGAAAUAUUUAAAAAAUCGUAAAUUUAUGAUCAUGGUCCAGGGCUUAAAACGCUGCAUGAGUAAAAUAGCAUUCAGAUGACAAAGUUGUGGAGGAAGAAAGCAGUAGAUGAUUAAAGAAAUUUUGUCAGUGUCUUCAGUCUGGGUGAAAGUUAAGCAGCCAAAGAGUCACUAAUGUUUACAAUUCUGGAGAUGAGGUUUAUUCUAGUAUGAAAAAUUUUGUAGUUCUUUAUCUCAGAAUGUUAUUAGUAGACUGUAUAAACUAGUUAAAUGUAUCCAUUUAGUUUACAUUAGUGAGUUAGUGUACUGGACAGUGACACUGCAUAAGGCAGAUGUUGCCAGUGUAGGAUUUAAUUUUUUGCUAGCACUGCUAUACUAUAAUCAUAUAUAAUACAAACAGUAGCACCUGUGAUAUUGCAAGCUGUGACAUAAUGGCAAUGUGACAUAACCCUUUUCAGAACUUUGAAACUCUACCUGCAGAAUUUUGGGGUAGUCAAGCCAUCUUCAGUGGAAUUUGUUCCAAUGACCCAUUUCUUUCACCGAAAAUAGUUGAAGUGACCAGAAGCAGUAACUGUCAAAAAUGAAACGUAGCGCAUGGAAAAAAUAAAAUUCCUAUGCUCACAUUA
Molecule: messenger RNA, 3204 nt
Organism: Schistocerca cancellata (South American locust)
Lineage: Eukaryota; Metazoa; Arthropoda; Insecta; Orthoptera; Acrididae
Product: ankyrin-2-like
Exons: 4
Coding region: 100-1512 (470 amino acids)
Biological process (GO): proteasome-mediated ubiquitin-dependent protein catabolic process; regulation of proteolysis
Cellular component (GO): nucleus; cytoplasm
Molecular function (GO): ubiquitin protein ligase binding
Source: RefSeq, a predicted model, not a curated record